This is a messenger RNA of Athalia rosae (coleseed sawfly), 8063 nucleotides long. Its product is annotated as lysine-specific demethylase 4C-like. The transcript is spliced from 11 exons. The coding region runs from base 171 to 5132 and encodes 1653 amino acids. Gene Ontology annotation, molecular function: histone H3K9 demethylase activity; histone H3K36 demethylase activity. NCBI's taxonomy places the organism in Eukaryota, Metazoa, Arthropoda, Insecta, Hymenoptera, Athaliidae. Gene Ontology annotation, cellular component: nucleus. Gene Ontology annotation, biological process: chromatin remodeling. The record is from RefSeq and is a predicted model, not a curated record.
AGCCUGAUGCAAUGGACGACGGUGGUUGAUAGUUUGUCAAGUUAUUGGGUUAUUGCUGUAUGAAAUAGUCAAAGAAAAUAGUGGAGUUAAAGUCGGAUUACAUAUAGUUUUGUGGAAAAUGUGAUAAAAGUGCACUCGUGCAUCUCAGAUCCGAUAUAAAUCUGUUACUGAUGAGCGCACGGAAAAUGUCUAUCGAUAAUAACUCUGGGGGUGCGCCCCGAAUAAUGGUAUUCAGGCCUACAUAUGAAGAGUUCAAAGAUUUCAGUGCUUACAUUGUUCAUAUGGAAAGUAAAGGUGCACACAAAGCUGGAAUAGCUAAAGUUAUACCGCCGGCUCAAUGGGUAGCAAGAAAGUCCGGCUAUCAUUUGGAUGAUUUAGAUAUUACAAUACCAGCACCCAUCUGUCAAGUAGUCGAUGGAAAGCAGGGUCUAUAUCAGCAGAUAAAUAUUCAGAAGAAAUCGAUGACUGUCAAAGAAUAUAGCAAACUGGCUAAUUCUGAACGAUACAGUACUCCUAAACACUUUGAUUAUGAAGAUUUAGAAAGAAAAUAUUGGAAGAAUAUAACUUACGUAGCUCCAAUUUAUGGUGCUGAUGUUUCCGGUUCACUCACUGACCCCGAGGUUAAAGAAUGGAACAUCAACCAUCUUGGAACAAUAUUGGAUUAUGUUAACGAAGACUACGGUAUAUCAAUUGAUGGCGUUAACACGGCAUAUCUUUACUUUGGAAUGUGGAAAACAACAUUUGCCUGGCAUACCGAAGAUAUGGAUUUGUAUUCCAUAAAUUACCUUCACUUUGGUGCACCCAAGACAUGGUACGCCAUACCACCUGAGCACGGACGGAGACUAGAAAGAUUGGCUAAUGGAUUUUUCACGUCAAGUUAUCAGAGCUGUCAGGCUUUCUUGAGGCACAAGAUGUCCCUCAUAUCACCACAAGUUCUUAAGCAAUAUUCCAUCCCCUACAACAAGAUAACUCAAGAAGAAGGCGAAAUCAUGAUCACUUUUCCGUACGGUUAUCACGCGGGAUUCAAUCAUGGUUUUAACUGUGCUGAGUCCACAAAUUUUGCGACACCCAGGUGGGUCGAAUACGGAAAACGGGCCACUCAAUGCUCUUGCAGUAAGGAUAUGGUCAAGAUUUCUAUGGAUACGUUCGUGAAACGCUUUCAACCAGAAAGGUAUCAACUCUGGUUGCGCGGAGAAGAUGUUGGUCCACAUCCUGAAGAUCCUCGACAAACAGCUGCUCCUCUGCCAUCUCAAAUGGAUUUACUUUGUGCAAAAAAUAGCAACGGCCAACUACCCCAAAGCUAUCUGGACGCAGCUCCGAAAAAUAAAAGACAUCCCAUACACCGUAAGAAAAAUAUUGCAGCGACAAAUUCUGACGUUAGCAUGGUAGAUUUAGCUAAUCGUCCAGACAUUCCUCCCGAUGUAAAAAAAGUUUUGGAAGAUAUGGAACUGGAGGAAGUUGAUGAACCACCAGAUGAACAGCAAGAACAAUUUCUUGAAGAUAUCUGGCUAAAGGCUGGGGAAAUGGACGUAAGCGAGGCAUCUGUAUGCGACGAUGGAUACAAUCGUAAGAAGAAUCGUAAGCGAAAAAAGAAACAGAAUAAUUUGGACAAGCGAAAGUCGAAGGCAAAGAAGAAUUCGUUGAAACUAAAUACGAUCACCGAACAUGUGGGCGUAUCUGAAUCGGUCAUGAAAUCUACGGAAAUAAUGAACAUGCUCGAAGCUUCGGUGCCCUGUCUUGUUUUAACGAAUUUGAAAGGUAAAAAUCCGGAGAUCCUAAAUCAACUAAAAAGAAAUGAUGACAAUACUAUAGACUUGACGAUAGAAAGUGUUGUGAACGAUAAUGGAAGUCCGGUAAAUGGUCAAGAAGUGGAGUCAACCACAAUUCCUUUUGAGUUUGUUGAACCUCCUCGAAAACCUGCAAAACAAAAGAAGAAACACACUAAACACAGCGAAUGUAAAAAACACAAGCAAAAACACAGCAGCAAGGGCAAACAUCGAUCUACUGAUAUCCCAAUUCUCAGUAUAAGUGAACCUUUGGAUAUUUCCGACAUGGACGUUCAACGCAAACUCACUUCAAUGCCCAGUUUGAAGGCAUCGAGUAUUAAGGAUAUGUCAGCUGGCCAGAAUAAGGUGAAUUCUUUACCAGGAAAUAUCAUAUCUGUUGGAAAUGAAUUCAGCAUGACUACCGUGAAAAAUAAAACCGUAGUUAAUAUUACCAAUGGAAGACAAGUUCCAAACUCUAGUCAAACCACGGAGAGAGACCUGGAUAAGGCUAUAGAAAAAUAUUCUGAAGAUUUAUCAAAGCUUGUAGAAUCUAAGGGGAACUUUGCUAGAACAUUUAUGGGAAAAUCGGAACCGAUUUUGAAAUUAAAUGCCCUAGAACAUUUGCCCCACUUCGCAGACCUUACAACAAAGCUGUCGCAUGGGUCGAAGCAGCUAUUGAAUAUAAGUAACUUUGGGAGCAUCAAAGCUGAUGAUAGUCCAGAUUCACCUGACGUUAAAGCCCCGCGAAAUAGUGCUCGUAAAAGCAUCGUAAAAUCAUCAAAAUUAACUCCAGCGAUAUUGAGAGUGCGCACUACAAAGAAGCCUCAAACUCUAGUGACUUCGGAAUUAUCUAAAACUGAAGAAGAUAAGGACAUUUCUAAUGCCGUCGACGGGUUGUUAGUUCUGCAACAAAACUCUUGGGGAGCCGUUCAAAAUAGUAGUAAUUCUCAACUACAAUAUCCCAAUAUCGCUGCUCCUACAAUAUGUGAUAUAAAAUCCAACGACUCACCCCCUCUUCUCUCUCCGCAAACGAGUUUCAAUAUUUCGAAGGCUCAAGGUACGACGUUUGCCGCGAGUAGCCAAACCCCUUCGAUUGGUUUGCUCCAACCAGAGGCGAAAAUUUCAUCAGAUUCAAAGUUAUUGGGAGAACUUAAUGAAGACUUUGUAGCAGAAGAAAGAACUUGCCUCAUUCCGCAGAAUGGCUACUCUCCUGUUGACACGUAUAAACUGGGUGGUGAAAGACUUGAAUCAGCAAAUACAAAGAGCGCUGACACACCAGAGGCAAAAAUUUUAAAUCCUGUUCAACAAGGCACUAAAAUCCUUCAAAUGUCAAAUGGUAUGAAGUUAUAUCUGACUGAAAUACAAGGUGCAGAUGCAAGAACAGGUAAUGGGAUGGAAUCCGUAAGUUCACCACCAAUACUCCAAAACCAAAGUACCAUUCAAGCUUCCAUCAAUUGUGGCAGUUUAAAUCCACCGGUUUUAUCUUGCUCUGAAACAUCUAUUACCAGAUUGAGUACAAACAAUAUAGUUGAUGGAACACCGGAUAACUCACCUCUGUUAAUACCAAAAUAUAGUAAAUGUACGAUAACUCCAUCAACAAUAUCUAACAAUUUACUUAAAUCAAGACUUGAAAAUACAGACACUGUAACUACAAAUCAAAAUUUAAUCAUACAAAAGUUAAUCACAAAUUCAGAAACAACUAUAAGUUAUGUUCCAAAACAACAAGAUAUCUCAAAAACAAGUUAUAAUGACGAUUCAAGCGAGACCGCCAUAAGAAAUAUACUGCAGUCUUACAAUGCAGCAAGCAGAAAUCAACAAAGUAUUAUUCCAACAACGGAGGAGGACUUCAAACCAUUGGCAAGCCAGCGUUCUAUGAAAACUCUAUUCGAUAAACUCAAUACAGAUUUAAAACUUUGCGAUGCAAAAAGUUCAUUGUCACAAUCACCAUGUGGCAAUCAAUCUUCGAUUGAUAUUGCAAAUAGAAGUAAUCAAUACCUGGCUAUACAUUCCCCAAAUACGGAGAAAAGAAAUUCAAGGAAAAGUCAAACGAAGAUUGUAAAAUCUCAACCUGCUAUUAAACACUCUUCCAAAGAAAUUUCAACAACAACAAAAAAAAUUAUUGAAAAAGAUAAGAAACAGUCUCCGUCAAGGUUUUCAGAUAUUUCUAAGCCACUCACCGUCAAUCUGGAUGAACAAUAUCCGAUAACAAGUAUUUCCAGUCACCUUAUGAGCAGCAUAUCUCCAGAUCCAGAGCCUGUUGUACCAGGACAUAUGGUGGAAAUGCUGUACCCAAGUGAUCCCGAUGUAAAUUUACUACAGGCAUUCAACGAUUACUGGAGUACCCAAAUUUCUCAUUGUGCAGUUUGCGCUGCAUUUGCUUCCACAAAUAGUGGUAGCGGUAAGGCGAUGACCCCCGAUUGGAAGUAUUGCAAACCUAUACAUUUACCAGAUAGUUCACCAAUUUGGGUAUCCUCCAGUAUCUUUGCCGCAAAUUCAAAAGAACAGGGAACAGAACCGGAAAAGAACAAACUAUUAUGCUGCAGAGAGUGUCACGUAACUGUUCAUGCCUCCUGUUAUGGUAUCAGCGUUUUACCCACCGAUCUACAAAAUUGGGCUUGCGAUAAAUGCAGGGCUGGAAUGGUGCAUGUUAUGUGUUGUUUGUGUCCGAUGCGAGGCGGUGCAGUAAAGCGAACGAGCGAUGGCCGAUGGGCUCAUAUUUUAUGUGCCCUUUUACUACCAGGUGUUACCUUUAAAGACCCGAUCAACAAAGAUCCCAUCAUAGUGCUAACAAUCAAGACGGAAAUGUUGAAACAAGAAUGUGGCUGUUGUGGCCAACGGGACGGAGCCUGUCUUAGCUGCUAUAGUUGUGGCGCUCUUUUCCAUCCCUCCUGCGGUUUGAUUGCGGGUGCAACUUUUUCCAUACCAUUAUUUGAUGGUUACAAAUUGGAGGUCACCUGUCACAGGCAUAAUAAUGAGAAGGAAAAAAUCCCAAUGGUACGCCAAGGUGAACCGGUAUGGGCGAAGCAUCGUAACUCUCGAUAUUACAGAGCCAAAAUUCACGCUAUUAAUGACACAGUUUUCUAUAUGGUCACUUUUGACGACAACAGUUUUCGUGACGAUCUAUAUCCUUCUGACAUCGUUAACUAUGAAUCAGGAAAUCAUCCUCCGAUCGGAAGCUCAGUUAUGGUUAAACGGCCGGAUGGGCAGCCGUAUAAUGGAAUUUUUGAAGGCACUAAUCAUCGCAUCAUGUUUAUGGUUAUCUUCGAGGAUGGUUCGCAGCUGCUUUUAAAACGCACAGAUAUUUACAGUCUUCAAGAAGAGUUACCUAAGCGAGUGAAAGCACGGCUGCAGGGCAAUAAAAUAUAACGUUUCUAAUUAUGUCUAUAGAGGCAAUAAAAAAUUAUCCGAUAUAUUGAUUAAAAAAGAAAAAGAAAACCAUAAAAAAAUAACAUUACUCUCUCUAAAAUAUAUUUUCUGCAGAACAACCAAAACAGGCAUGUCUGUUAGAUGUUUUCUAUACUUGAUUUGAUAGAACAAGUUAAUGUCAGAAUUAUGAGAAUGGUUUUCAAUCUAAGUAUUAAUUUGAAAAUAGUUUUCUACCGUACACUAUAAUUGCACGUGUUAUACUUUCCACUUAAUUAUGCAUUCGGAGCAGUCCUAUUUUGUCAUUUACACACUCUGUUUUUUUUUUCUUUUUUUUUAGGACACUUUAUCUGUAGUAAACAGUUAUUUUCAUUUCCAGUUAUUAUUCCUAUGCACGUCAACACGCUUAUUUUGGUUUAUACUUGUUAAUUUCUAUAUGAUUUUUUUUCUCUGUUUGUUCUCUGUAUCUUUAUUUGGCAAAGUCACAUGCAUCCGACAUGAAGUAUCGGUAUCAUCUCUACGGUACUGAGGGUGAAUCCAAUAUGCAGAGGAAAAUCAAACCGCUCAAGAGACUCGAAUAAUCUUCGAUUACUCGUUGAUUGGUGUUGGGAAAAAUUACUCAGAAAUUUUGAAAUUAUAACCAUCUUGCGAAUUAUUCAGAUAACACACGAAAAAAUUCAGAGUAUUCGAAACAAAAACAAAACAACACUAGACACAAUUAUUAUUUGAUAUUUGAAAAUAUUUUUUUUCUUCAUGAAUUAUGACAAACAUUACUAGGCUUUAUUAUCGAUGAUGAUGAUAAAGCUUUUCACCAUGUAAAAUGUUGCAUUGAAUUGUAGAUAAUUUCCGAUACUGAUGUGUAAUAAGAUAGUAUUUAGUAAAUAUCUGUAUCAGUAGAUAAAUUUUAAUCUGAAGGCUUCAUUGUCUGCUACGGAAUAAACUAUAAAUUAUUUUAUUUUCAUCAAAAAUGCUUCGCUGCUGAUAUUAGUUUAAUUUUUACAUAGCUAGUUUGAUUUUAUUCAAACAACAAAAAAUCAAGAAACAAAAACUACUUAAAGAAAAAAAUGGAUAAAAGAAAUUUCAUUUCAAAAUUUCGAAUAUAUUUUUAGUUUCCAUUUGAAUGAAUUUCCAAUAUUAAUUAGGUUGAUACUUUUGAAAAUCAGGUCGAGUAUUAAUCAUAACACAGCUGUCCUGUAGAAUAAUGUUAUCGAUAUUAAUGUGUAGUAAAAUAUUUGACACCAGCUAAGCCCACCGAUAAUAAUCAUUGAUUGGGGCAGUUGAUGAUUAUUUCGUCAUCUAUUGAACUGUCAUUUUGUACCUGUAAAAAUUUUAAGCUGUGAAUGUGUUGAUUUAUAAACUUUAAAAUAGAGAGAAAGAGACGGAUAAUUAUUGAUAUUAAAAUUUCCAAAAUUCAGAGGUAUUAAUUAUUGAACUUUGAAGAAAGGGAAAAAGAAAACAAAAAAAAUAAUUAAUAACAAAAUAAUCCAUGAAAAAAAUGAGUUCUAAGUGUCUGAUCGUUACAGAGAAUUGAACCGGAACAAGCAACUUAUUGUCCUGCCGGAUCUGAAAUGUGAACAGCAUAGUCAAAAGUGUCGACGAGCUCGUAUUUAAAAAAUCAAUUAAAAAUGAUAAAUAAAUAAACGAAAUAAAUAAAAAUAUCGUUUUACAACAAUUGAUAAGUGUGAAUGUCCAUCAGAUCAAACUAGCAAGAGUUGAAAUUUUUCUUUCUUUUUUCUAAUUACCAAUAGCUCAUACUAUAUUGAAAAAAGGAACAUAUAUAUAACAUAGAUAUAAUAUUAACAUAAUCUACAUACUGUAAGAUCAAUUCAUGUAAAUAUAUACAAUACAUACAUAUAUAUAUUAUAUAUUUAAUUUUCAAAUAUUCUAUUAUGCAUACAGUUAUAAUUUAUAUGCAGUACGAAAUUAUCAGAAGAUCAGACAUUUCCGAGCGUUAGAAAAUAUAAGUGAUCAUCAACUACAGAAUUUAGCUGUCUGACGAUUAAUUUUUCUAUUUCUAAACUUUUAGAAUAAUUGCAGAACUUGGAAUGACCUGCGUCAAGUAUUAGAUUAUUUUAUUGAACUUGUGUGGAAUAAAAAAAAUUUCAAAUGAAACGUGAUGAACUAAUUAUAAGUGAGAGGUCAUGGAAAUGAUGAAAUUAUAGUUUAUCACGAUGAAAAUUUGGGUAUGAUUAGAAUCAACUAUACAUAGGUGAAUAAUUCAAGAGUAAUUUAGUUGUUACGUUAGGCCUGCCAGGGGUGUGCUGUGAACCAAAUCAGAGCGUUUUCUUGAAUUACAGUAUGUUUAGUUGUACGUAGAUAUGUAUAUCUCAAUGAAAUAUGACCGUAAUUAAUGAUAAAUAUUGAAUAUUCGAUAUUAAACUCUGAAUUAUAGAACAAUAAUUUGUGGUCAAUCUAAAUACUAUUAAAAAAAAAAAAUUAACAAUAGUAAUAAACUCGUUGAAAUAAUGAUGAUUGAAACGUAUUCAUAAUGUAAUAAUACUUACCUACAUUCAAAAUAGUUCUCCGAUGCUCUGAUGAUGUAUAAAAUAUUAUGCUUAGCAAAAAAAAGAAAAAAACAGAAAAAAAAGGUCUGUAUCAUCAAUCAUUAUGAUAAUUAUUAGUACGCACUAUACCUGUAAAUAGGAUUGCGUUUAUUUCACCUAUGAAACUACUUAAAUUAUUAUUAAUCACCGUUAUAGCACGUAACCAGUAAAUUUAAUUGCUUGAAAGGGAUUAAUUAAUAAGUAUAGGUAUGUAAAUGAUGAGAGCGCAUAUAUCUAGUUAUUUUGAAACCAUAUUUACCCAGUCAUCACAUACCAGUAAUACUGAUUUUGAGUGAGUUCAUUUAGGUUAUUUGCCAUUUCAGACUUUAUUCUUAUUAUUGUUUAUUCGGUGUUGCUGUACCUCGGAUGAUCAAUAAACAUGUCAAACAUU